AUGGAUAACCCCGGAAACGCUCCACCAGCAGUAAUGGCCAUAGAGGAGCUGCAGUUCAACAACAACCUUGCCAACUUGGGGAGGUUAUUUGAUGUAACAUUGGAUGUACACACCAUCCGAACAACUCUCACCUCCUCGCCUCAACUCGUGGCCGCAUGGCUCAUCCAUACACUCGACCUCAACCGCGACCACUACCCCAGCCUUCUCGUCGGCCUUGCCAUCGAGUCCAGCGGCAACACCAACAACCGUGUUGACAUCCUCCAGCUCUGUGCCGGCCAUAGCUGUCUCAUCUUCCAAAUAAGCCGUGCCCCCUACCUCCCCAGCUCCCUCGUCACCUUCCUCUCCAACCCCAACAUCAGCUUCGUCGGUAUCGGCAUACAGGAUGAUGUGACAGCGCUCUUGAACAGGUACUCCCUACGGGUGACAAACACGGUGGACCUCCGCAUCUUCGGGGCAGAUGUGCUCCGCGACAACACAAUGAGGCACGUCAACUGUAGGAGGCUAGCACAGCGUGUUAUGGAUAUCGAUGUUGAGUGGCCGCAGAGUUACAUCAGACGGGAGUGGCACUUCGAUGGGGACAACCUAUCUCUGGAGCAGGUUCAGUUUGUUACCGUUGCAGCUUUCCUCCGCUACAAAAUUGCAUACCGUCUCACCUGGCAAUGA
This is a messenger RNA of Lotus japonicus, 663 nucleotides long. RefSeq lists its product as uncharacterized. The coding region runs from base 1 to 663 and encodes 220 amino acids. Gene Ontology annotation, cellular component: cytoplasm; nucleus. Lineage: Eukaryota; Viridiplantae; Streptophyta; Magnoliopsida; Fabales; Fabaceae. The transcript has a single exon. Gene Ontology annotation, molecular function: 3'-5' exonuclease activity; nucleic acid binding. The record is from RefSeq and is a predicted model, not a curated record.